Messenger RNA from Nestor notabilis (Kea), 962 nucleotides. RefSeq names its product anthrax toxin receptor 1-like. The record is from RefSeq and is a predicted model, not a curated record. Lineage: Eukaryota; Metazoa; Chordata; Aves; Psittaciformes; Psittacidae. The transcript has 9 exons. The annotation marks the transcript as partial. Gene Ontology annotation, molecular function: signaling receptor activity. Gene Ontology annotation, cellular component: membrane.
AAUCCUUUCAAGUUGUGGUAAGAGGCAAUGGCUUUUAUCAUGCAAGAAAUAUUGACCAGGUACUCUGCAGCUUCAAGCUCAACGACAGCCUUACUAUCAAUGAAAAGCCAACCCUUGUUCAUGAUACUUACUUACUUUGUCCUGCCCCAGUGAUAGAAGAUGCUGGACAGGUCGUUUUCCUACAAGUCAGCAUGAACAACGGGCUAACGUUCAUCUCCAGCUCUGUCAGCAUCACCAGCACACAGUGUCUGACUGGAACCAUCCUUUUCAUUGCUCUCCUGGUUCUCUUUUUGCUGCUGGCUCUGGCUCUUCUGUGGUGGUUCUGGCCCCUUUGCUGCACAGUGGUGAUCAAGGAGCCACCACCACCACCACCUCCAGAGCCUGAGUCAGAUGAUGAAGAUGGAUUGCCAAAGAAAAAGUGGCCAACCGUGGACGCAUCUUAUUAUGGAGGUCGAGGUGUUGGUGGGAUUAAGAGGAUGGAGGUGCGAUGGGGAGACAAGGGGUCAACAGAGGAAGGAGCAAAAUUGGAGAAGCCCAAAAAUGCUAUUAUUAAGUUGCCAGAACAGGAGUAUGAGCCAUGGGAACCCAAGCCGAAAAAGCCCCAUGUGAGAAAACCACCUUCCCAGCGGAAAUGGUACACUCCGAUCAAGGGCAAACUUGAUGCAUUGUGGGCUUUGGUUCGACGAGGCUAUGAUCAAGUCUCUCUUAUGAGACCGCAGCCAGGGGACAAGGGAAGAUGCAUGAACUUCACUCGAGUGAAAUCGGAUGGAACCUCUGCCCCUUACAGCCCACCGCCGAAGCUGCCGCGGCGCGAUGAUGUUCCUCUCAACAAUGCUCCAAGGAGUCAUUCUCCUCCUGUGUCUCUGCAGCCUCCUUCCAGGCAGCCACCUCCUGGACCACCCCCAUCCCGAGUGCCUCCCGGACCUCCUCCGUCGCGCCCACCACCACAGCCCAUGGCUUAG